AUGGAGGAAGCGAAAGCAGCCGCCGCCGCCCCGGAAACAAACCAAGAAGACGAGACCCAGGAAGAGAGCGCUUCCAACGUUCUCCGGAGAUUGUCCUCCCCGAUCUUCGGCGCGGCCGGCUUCAACUCGGACAGCGAGGACAACGACCACGGCGACGGUGACUUCAACAACACCAACGAAUCGAGGGGUGAUGGCGACGGCAGCGAUGACGAGGAGGAGACGGAGCGCAAGGAAGGCGCCGCCGAGUUGGUUCAGCGGUGGUGGCGGGAGUGCCGGCGUGCGUCGAAGCGCACGAGGGCCGUGGUUGCGGCGAGACCUGCGUUCGUUCGAAUCCAGCAGCUCUUUGACAAGCUGGACGCCGGUCAGAUGUCGUUCGAGAGGACCGGACUCGCCUUGCAGAAUCCCGACAUCCAGCGCGCCGUUACCAAGGCCCUUAGCGCGGUGCCGAGGGACGAUGCGUUGCUGGCGAUGCCGAAAGCGUCCAGAUCUACUCGGGCGGUCCUGUCAUCCCUGAUGAUCGUGUACCAUCCUGGCGAGGUGCUGACGGCUGAAGGCGACGACGAGGAAAGCGGUGAUGCCGAACCAACACCCGUGGAAGGCGUCGCCGCUAAGAAGAAGCUAGACCCGGUGGCGGCAGCGCUGCGUAACGCCUCCGCCUUGCUCCUGGCCUCCAUCAAGGCGGUCACGGCUGCGCUCGGUCCGGUAGUGUCGGGGGAGAAGGGCGCACGGAAGGACGCUCAGCGGGUGGCGGCACAGGUGGUUCAGCCUUACGCGAGGGCGUACGCGAUGCGGCUGGCGGCGGUCGCACAGGGCGACGAGCGCGUCGCGGAGAUGGUCAAGGGCCAACUCGGGCAGUACAGGGGUGGGGACUACCGACUGCCCGAUGGCCGUUUGGGCCGCUUGCUGGGGAACGAGCAGUUGGCGCACGAGAUACUCGUCAAUGCAGACUUCCAGAUCCCGGCGAUCGAGGAGGACGACCCCCGCAACAGCACCGCCUCCUCCUCCUCCUCGCCCGAGGAAGAACUGGCCCGGCGAUUCAAGGACGUCAUGCGGCGCAUAUUCUGGGACCGUUUCACGCAGUCGCUCCUGCCCCCGCCCAACCCAAUCCCCGCCGCCGCCACCUCCGCCUCGUCUGCGGAUGCCCCUGCCGGCGCCGCCUCGCACACCGCUACCGCCGCCGCCGAGGGGGAGGACGGAGCUGAAGCUGUGGUUCAUGUCACGGGGCUCCCGCCCCUGCGGGCCGGUUCCAAGGUGCACGCGAGGUACGGCUCGGAGAGAGGGUCGUACUACGCCGCCACGGUGGUCGCGGUAGGCUCUUCCUCCGAUGCUGCUUGUGGGGUCGGUGGUGGCCAAGUCGGAGGAGAACGAGGAGGCGUGUUCGUGGACGUGCGGUACGACGAGGACGGCAUGGUGGAGCGCGGGGUUCCUGUAUCAAGGCUUAAAAAGCUGGAUGACCCUCCGGACUUCGGGCCGCUGUUGGCGCUUCUGGGAGAGGUUCGAGAGGAGCUGGUGUCCCUGACGCCGAACAACUCCGUACUCGUCGGGGAGGUGCGGGCGGUCCUGUCGCAGGAGCGCCUGGCCGAGAUGCUGCGGGACAAGACGCUCGACGCGCGCCAAGUGCAGAGGCUGGUGGGGUUCAUCGCGGGGAGGAUUCUGAACCUGCAGGCCCCCGUUCGCUCGGACGGUGCUAGGGCUUGGCUCAAGGGUUUCGAUGCGAGCAUGGAAGCGGCGAUAGCAUCCGGGGACCCGCUGGCUAUCAUCCCCUUGCUCCCUCGAGUGUUCGAGUUCGUGUUCGCUCAGAUGGAGGAGAUCAAACGCGACACGGCCAACGCGCACAUCCGCCUCGUCGCCCCGUACCUCGCACGGCACGGGGCCCCCUACGAACGGGCCAAGUUUGAGGCACGCUUGUCGAGAGGCGACGUCUCGCUCGAGCGAACGAAGGCCUGGCUUUCCUCCGCGGUGCAGGGGUUUCUUGGUGGGGAUGCGGGCGAGGGGGGGACGGGGGACGAGGGAGAGCGAGCUCGUCGCGCAAAGGGGCUUCGCGACGGCCGAGAGGAGCUCCACAAGGCCGUUCUACAGGAGGCGUUCACCGGCCUGCUACGAUCAACGGUCCGGCUCGAUCGCCCCGACGCUGCCGCCGCCGCUGCGGGUGGCGUGCUCCCGGAGACGCUUGCGGGUGACGGGGGAAGGCUCGCCGCCGCCAGGGACGACGUAGACAGGGUCACCCUUGUCGCCACGCUGUGCGUCCUCGUGAGACAGGUGCUGGCACGGCUGCGUAUUGGGUGCCCGGCUCCGGCGAUGGCGGCCUUACAGGCGAAGACUAGCGGCCUCCUAAAGCAGCAAGGCGUGCUCCUGCCGCAGAUAGUGGAGGAGUGCGUGGCAACGUCUAGGCGUCUGGCGUCGUCCGCUUCAAAGGAGGGAGGGGGGGCUGCAGAAUCUCCUCCAGGCCUGCCCCCCGCCGAGGAGGAAGGGCUAAGGAGCUUGCUCAUGAGCAGUGCCGACCCCAACAACGAGGUUUUCCGCGUGUUCUUCAAGCGCGUUCUUCUGUCCCUGAAGGGGAUGGUCGCCGGAGGGGAUGCGGCGGACGUCUGCGUGCGCAACGGCAUGCAGUCCUUCGGGGAGGAGCUUCGUCCUGUGGGGGCCAGGCUGCACCGCCUUUUCGCGCACAACGUCAAGGUGUUCGCCGGGCACUACGGCCCGAUCGUCACGGAGGCUGCAAAGGCAUAUGCUCCUUCGUGAGUAGGGCGUACCACAUGGCACACGGUGGCCGUAGGUAUGUAGUUUACAAACGCUGCACCUUCUUGUUUUGGGUGGAUUCCCUGGGUUGCUUUCGAGGUGUUGUGAGCACUGCUGCUACUUCGGGGGGGGUUGGCAGUCGGGAUGAUGAUGCGGGGGGGGCUUGGAGGAAUCGCUUCUUCUUUGUUAUUCCCGGAUUCGUGGCUUUCAGCAAAUAUUGAUGUAGCAAGACCAACAACGGCUUUCGGGCAGUAACGACUGCCGUAGUGUGCACUCACUCCUAGAGAGACAGAGACAGAGAGACAGAGACAGAGACAGAGAGAUGAAAGGGGGGGGGGAGGGCAUUGCAUGUAGCAAGACUAACGCUGUUUGGGCAGAAUCGACUAUGAAGGUGUAACCUAGAGAGAGAUGAAAAGGGGGGCAGGGGGGUUAUGUAUGCGAAUGAUGCUUUCUCGUGGUUCCAGGACAAGACAUGAAGGAGCUACAUAGCUUGGGGAACACCCAAAGCGUGUAGGUGGAAUUGCCGGAAAGAGACGGCCCACACGUGAACGCGCGAGAGGCUACACCUAGGGUUGGAAUCAACUGACUGGUCUGGGUGGCAUCCAUCCAUCCUUGUCGAGCAGCGCACCUUGCGUUGAUUGGCUUGCAAAGGCUUGCGACGGGAGGUUGGUUCUACAUACCAUGCGUUUGCAUGCAAACGUCGUUGCGCGCAACAUGGCAUGGUUUACGUACGAGGUGUUUUUGUUGGGCUGGUGUCACGCAAACUAUAGUGCAAGGAACCCCGUUGAGUCCCGGCUUGGAAGUCUAGUUUUUAUCGUUCUGAGACGCUGUGUUGUGUGUGUCCUACUUCACCUUCUACAACAGUAGGUAUUUCGUUUUUGAUCCGCUUUUGUGAGGGUCACCUAUGAUUUAAGCCCGCCGGGAGUCUACUGUUACUCCGCCUUCCUUUUUUGCGGUGCAUGCUUUCUUUCUCUCUGUGCGAAGGAUUGAGACAUGCAUGCAGUGCUUGCCACGAGCGGUGGUCCAGGCGUCCUUCCGUCAGCCGAGAGGCUGCGUCAAGGCAAAAAAUUCAGCCGUUCACCAUGAGCAAAUAUUGUGUCCCCCAGAGGUUCCCAGGAUUACCGUGU
This is a messenger RNA of Ectocarpus siliculosus, 3863 nucleotides long. NCBI's taxonomy places the organism in Eukaryota, Phaeophyceae, Ectocarpales, Ectocarpaceae. The record is from the annotation of a GenBank genome assembly.